UAUUGUAUCUAGUGUUUCUUCAUUCCGCAAGUGGCGCUGAUUGAUCAAGUAUUAAAAGUGCAAUUGACGCCAUCAGAAUACUAUCUUAUCAACAAUCUUUCGUUUUACAAAUUUACGAAAUUCGCCACCAAGACGCUGCGAUCGUAUCCAAGAUAUUUUUCUAUCUCUCCAAGAACUUGGUAAUAAGAGCAUAAUGGGACAACUCGACUCGUGUUUUUACGUCUCUAGUUCAAAUUGUCCUUAUUAUUAUCCUCGAUUAUUCUUGUUGUCCAUAUUCCUCAUCAAUAUUUCGGACUCAGUGUAACAUAAUGCACGAAGGUGAGUGCUACUAAUCAAGGAGAAGCAAGUAUGGCGCGUCCCAAACACAGAGCGAGCGCGGACGUGUGCGCUGAUUGCGGAGCACUUGAACCAGGAUGGGCAUCGAUAAAUAGAGCUAUUUUAUUAUGUGACGAUUGCUGUGGGAUUCAUCGUAGUCUAGGACGUCAUAUAUCGCGUAUCAAAUCAUUACAUAAGAGUGUCUGGAAUCCACAUCUGUUAAAUAUGGUGCAAACGUUAAACGAUAAUGGAGCUAACAGUAUUUGGGAACACUCCCUGCUAGAUCCUAGCAACUCCAAGAUUAACAGAAGAAAACCACAACCUAAGGAUCCUUUACAUCCAGUAAAGGCUGAUUUUAUCAAGGCAAAGCAUCAACAUUUGGCCUUUAUAUUACGGCCGAGUAAGGAAGAAUAUUGUACUGUGGAAGAACUCAGUAGACAGUUACACAGCAGCGUUCGUACAAGUAAUUUAGAAACUUCAUUGAGACUACUAGCACAGGGUGCCAAUUCUAAUUAUUUUUAUAAGGAAAAGGGAACUACACCUUUACAUGUCGCAGCUCGUGCUGGACAAGUUCUUCAAGUAGAACUUUUAAUAACUAAUGGUGCAAAUCCGAGUGUAGUUGAUUUAAAUGGACAGAUAGCUGCUGAUAUUGCUAAGAUGGCAGGGCAUAUAGAUUUAUCUGAACGCAUAAUCGAAUGCAUGUAUGAAGUAACGGAUAGACUGACAUAUCACAUAUGCUCUCGUAAACCAAGUCAUCGAGGUGAUGAACAUCUCAUAAACUCUGAUCUAGCUUCUUUUUUAGACAAAAAUGAGUUAGCUUUAGAAGGAAGAAGCAGAUUACAAAUGUUGCCAAAUCAUUUGCUGGAGGAAUUAGCCAUGGAUGUUUACGAUGAGGUGGAUCGUCGGGAAACAGAAGCAAUCUGGUUUUCAACUGCAUCCUUUCCGGAGAAAUGUACUGUUCCAUUUCUGCCAGUUAAUCCACAAUUGUCAUCUACUAGAAAUCAAGGAAGACAAAAAUUAGCGAGAUUCACACCAAAGGAAUUUAUCACUCUUAUAGUAGAUUUACUGGCAGAGGCAAGUCGGAGACAUACACCUAUCAACAAUACUCUUCAAAAUCCUGCAAUAUCUAUACUUCGUAAAGAACAACUCGGUAAACAUGGGUCCCAAGUGUCCGAUGAUGAACCCUUAUAUGACAGUGUUGCAUCUGAUGAUGAUUAUACCGCUCUAACAUCUACAGAUAAUAUUUCAUCUGAUAUUUCGAAUCAACUUAAAACUAAUGAGGAAGCAUUGACACCGAUUGCUAAGGGUCUUCCAUCCGUGGUAGAAGUUUAAAAACAAUUGACCUUAUCUGAAUCGACUGUACGAGAUCUCCGUGAGCAGAUACAUACCUUGCAAAGUGUGGUCGAACAACUCACUCAAGAGAACAGCGAAUUAAAGCAUAUGCUACAAAUCAAAGGUUCUGGUGAUGGCGACAUAAACGGACACAUUGGUGGGGAACAAGAACCUGAAUUAGAACCAGUACACGAUAUCAAAACGUCUAUUAUACGUGGAAAUCAACGACCAGCAUCUAUGUACGAGACUAGAGAAGGUUUACGGAAACCAGCGUCGUGGUCAACAACUAUAUGUCAAACAAAACGCGACACCGAAACAUUAUCACGGAAUAAUACGCAGAGUUUGUGGGAAUGUGGUGCGCCUAAUUUACCACCCAGCGAGGAAGUAACUCGACGAACGGAACAGGUUACCAGGCGAAUCCAAGAGCUGUGGAUGGCUAUGCAAGAUCCGAAUCAACGAGAAGCCUUUGUUCCUUGCGCUGAGAGAAUUCGCGUUGCUGUUGCCGAGUUAACCGCUAUAUUUCCUCAGAAUCCAAUUGAAGAAAAUAUCAGAUCUGCUUUACGUCAAUUAAAUGGUAAUACUGGGAGACUUCAGGCAGAAUGUUCCGGUCUUCAAAGAUGCAGUGAUGCCGAGCACAUGGAUCGUUGUCUGCAACAGGUACGUUCAUGCGCUUAUGAUAUUGCCAAAGCAACUAAGCUACUUGUUACACAAUUUCAAAUAUAAAUGUAUCUUAGUAUAUCUUGCG
Molecule: messenger RNA, 2392 nt
Organism: Pogonomyrmex barbatus (red harvester ant)
Lineage: Eukaryota; Metazoa; Arthropoda; Insecta; Hymenoptera; Formicidae
Gene: Git
Product: ARF GTPase-activating protein GIT1
Biological process (GO): regulation of ARF protein signal transduction; synaptic vesicle recycling; regulation of G protein-coupled receptor signaling pathway
Cellular component (GO): synapse
Molecular function (GO): GTPase activator activity; small GTPase binding
Source: RefSeq, a predicted model, not a curated record